Molecule: messenger RNA, 4095 nt
Organism: Limulus polyphemus (Atlantic horseshoe crab)
Lineage: Eukaryota; Metazoa; Arthropoda; Merostomata; Xiphosura; Limulidae
Exons: 6
Source: RefSeq, a predicted model, not a curated record
AUUUGGCAAAAAUAAAACAUCAAAAGUUUCAGGAACGACCGAAAAGGUUCAGGAUGAUGAAUUGAAGAUGAAGGGGGAUGAAAGAAACCAAACCAAAGAAUCUUCUCAGGAUGGCCAGGAAAAGAUACCAGAAAAUUACCGAGGAGUGGCCUACAGAGACAAACAAAAUCGAGUACUUUAUAGAUCAGCUCGCUGCUUUUCUACGAACCAUACGAGACCUUCUGCCCAUAUCACAGAGAACAUUUGUCAAGAACAGGAACAACGUGUUGCACCUCGUCAGCCAGACCUGGAAAAACGGGGUCAUUACGUGAAAAAUAAAAAGGACAACUUUCACGAGAUAGAAAUAAAAGAACCACUAGUUCAACAAUCGCCCGGACAUCCUCUGCUUCCUCUUCCUCAAGUCUACGCUCAAUUCUGUCAGCCUCGACGGAUUUUACCAAAGGUGUUUACAUCCCACCAUUCCCAUCCAGCAUUGAUUCAACGUGCACAGAGCCUUCGCUUCCCUAAUGUCAAGUCAGCUUUUAGUGAACAGAGGGACGCAACUGACGUGCUCCACAACAGGUCGUGUUGGUUGGAAACAUCCACAGAAGACACAAUUUAUACUCAAUUGGACCCUGUAAUGGUCAAUCAUUACAACAGUCACAAAGAAGUGCAAAACCAGCUCCAACAAGAGCAACAAUUACAAUCCAAAGACUAUCAACAAUUCCAUUCCAAAGGCCAUCAACAAUUGCAGUCUUUGCACCUAAGGCAUCACACUGAGCCACCGAGACAACUUGCAAGUCCAACUUCCAAUUUCAGAAGGGACAGGAGUGCUUCUGCAUACUGUAGGAUUGGUGAAAUGCAACCAAAAUUUUUGCCCACCAACACAAGUUUUCAUAGUACUUGUAUUCCAGCACAAGUUUCUCGGGCAACAAAGCCUUCUCCAUCCAAUUAUGAUCACCACCAUCACAGUACUGUUCAGCCAAAUGUGUAUGAAGCCUCUGAACGAUGGACUGUGCAAAAUAUUGGCUACUUGGACAGGCAACUAACUCCUCAUUAUAGUUUAGAAAAGAGUCCUUCAUUAAAGUACUCUUCAGUCAGGUCUCAUCAAGGCACCAGAGUAGGAUACUAAAAUGUGUAGUGUAACACAUUCUAAAAAAUGUCAAAAAUAUACAUUAAGAGGUUGUAUUGAGUCACUACAAUGAAAUAAUACUCCAAACAGUGGUUUAGGUUUUGUUAUUUAGAAGAGGUUGAAAAUGGAAAUCCAAGAAAUACAUGAUUCUGUAGCACAGGUAAGAAGAAUUGGUAAUUGUGAACUUUGCUAUAAUAGCUUACAGACUUCACCUUUGGUGCUUGUGAUCGUCAUAAAGUUAGAAUCAUCAACAUUUUGUCCAUUGUUUCUGUAUGUAAGUUUGUUAAAUAAGGUGUUACCUAACCAAAAAUUGAGUAGUUUUCAGUAUAUCAAUUGAUUUUAUAGAUUUUAGAUUUCUUGUGUAUAUUGAUUUAUGACGUUACGUACAUCUUGUCAGUUUGUUAUAUAGAAAACUGCUUUCAUUAAUUUAUAGGUUACUUCUUAGAACAAUUCCUUUUACAAAAAUAGAUAAACUUUAGAUUUUGCUGCUGUUUGGAUUUAAAAAUUUGCUUUCUUUUUUGUAAAUAUGGUUAAUUAAGACUAAAUAGCUACAGCAACACCAAAUUACUCACAUAGUAUGCAUCCAUUAAAAAAAAAAGGGUCUCAUCUGAAAAAAACUGAUGAUUUUACAUGCUAAUAAUGUGACUGGUAAGAUCUUUGAAAACAUGCAUUAUAAAGUAAAAUUUUAGGGUAAAAAAUUCAGGCUUACUAGAAGUACAUGCUAUUCCUUUGAUUUAAGGUACUUCAUUCUAAGUUAAAGUUAUACUGUAUUAUCCAACAAGGUUUUCCUUAUUACAAUCACAUCUUCAAGAACGUGUAGCAUUGUCCUGGCCAGUAGCUCUCAUCGUAUGUACUUACCUACCUCCAUGUUGAAUGUGAGUUUAUUAUACUAAAUGUGACUCGUUAAAAUAGAUGAAUAAGUUACUGGCAUCCAUAAUACUAGUGCCCAGAAUAUAUGAAGGCUAGUACAUGAGAAAACAUCAUAAUAAAAUACUAAGUUUAAGAAAAGCACUAAUUACCAGUAGGAAUUUUCCUUUUCAAUCUCACAUUUUAAUGCACCUUGAUGGUCUAGUCAUAGCUAAAAAAUAGCUUUUGUUACUUUCGGUUGUGAUUAUUACAUUUUUGUGUGUAGGAUUGUACAUUGCAAUCAAUACAUGGUUGUGAAUUUUUUAGUAACAAAAUACCUUCAUAAAGGAAUUACGUAAUCGCAAAAAAACAUUGUACUUCAUUGUUUCUAACUUGAGGAAUACACACACACAUAUAUAUAUAUGGCCAUGCAGCGUUUCAACCUUCCACUUAAGUCAUCAUCAGGCAAGAGAAAAUAAUACUGUUGGUUACUUUUAUUGUUGUUCUCGCUUCACACAACUAGAACAUUAUUUUAAUCUUGUAUUCUCUAAUGUGUCAAAUUAUCAUUAUUGCGUGAUGAUGACCUAAGUAGAAGGUCAAAACGUUGCUUGGCCAUAUUUAUAUAUACAUGUGUAUUUCUCUGUAAUUAACAUUUCCUUAAAUACAAGUGUCUGCUUCAUCCAAGGAAUAGUGUAGUAUGUGCACUAAAACACUUUGUUAAAGUUGAGUUAGCGUGUUUAAAUAUGUUGGAAAACAUAGAAUUAACAAUGGUAACUUAAAGAUCACCUUGAACCAAGCUAGGUGUGGUAACAAUUAACUUUUUGAAUUAGACUUGUAUAAUGGUCAUAACACUAGAUUUGUGAGUAUAAUGCUUGUACAGAAUUGCACAUUGUAGUUUACACGGAUAUGUAAAUCAGCCCUGUGUGAAAACCACAUCAGUCCACUAAUAGAUAGUAUUGAUACCUUCACUUAUACAGUUCAGUAUAUAAACACGUAAUACCUGUCAUAUUAUAUUACAAGUUACAGAUUUUACAGUAAGUAAGAUUUGUUUUUAGAAUGGGUAUGACAUUUUGAUUGCUGGUGUGAACAUUCUUAAGUACACAACUGUUGUGAAAACAAAUUUUACUAUAACAGCUGGAACUUGUAAUAUAGUUAAUCAGUAUGUAAACUCAAAACGAAGCUAUAAUACCUCUUAGAUAUUCAAAAGCUCUUUGGUUAAAAACUGACAAACACUCUCUAACCAUUAACACAAGACAUGCAGCUAGCUUGCCUCAUUAAAAAGAUGAGCAUGCACACGGAUAAGUAAUACCUAGGUGCACACCCUCAGGGUCCAGUUAGUAUGGAUGCACAAUUUCAGGUUUCUAGGUUCUUUGCUCUUGGAGCUAUGGCAGCCACAUAUUCCUUUCUAUGUGGUUUUUUGCUCAUAAAGAGGUGCAGACUCUCAGGGUCUUAGUAUCUGAACAUAGCAACCUGGAAAAAAAAAUUGUAUUAACAUGUUGUGUCUCAGUACAUCAACCCACAAAAGGUGUCACGUGUUAACAUAUUGUCCUACUUUCUCAAUAUGUCAAUUGCCAACCCUGAAAAAAUUUUAAGGUAUUGACUCUUGGUCUCUCAAUGCAUUAGUAAAAAUGUUAACAUGUUGAGUCCCAGUCUUUCAGUGCAUCAACCCAAAAAAAGUUGUGUUAACAUAUUGUCCUAGUUUGUCAUUAUAUCAAUCCAGAAAAAAUGUCUUGCAUGUCAGGUCCUAGAAUAGUGCCUUGUACAAUCUCAAGUGAAAUAUAACUUUCUCAACCCCAGAAUCUACUAACUUUUCUAUGGGUUUUUACUAAAGCCAUCUUCUUCUCUUAUAAUACUAAUGUCCCUAUUCAAAAAUGUUAGUUUUAUAUAAUAACCAGCAUAUUGUACAAUUGUAUACUGUAGUCAUUUCCUUAAGAUAAGAAGUAUUAACUGUUUUGUACUUUCUUACAGAAGAAUUGUAAAUCAUAGGUUGAAAAUAUUGAAUCAUGCGUUUGAUAUCCACAAAAUACACGACUUUUGAAAGAAUUUUUUUUUCAUUAUGUUAUUGUGCAUGUGUAAAUAGUUUGAUAUUACAUUGCCUUAAUAUAAGUUUUUUUUAUAUUUUUGAUAGAGGAUUUGGU